Molecule: messenger RNA, 5791 nt
Organism: Sinocyclocheilus grahami
Lineage: Eukaryota; Metazoa; Chordata; Actinopteri; Cypriniformes; Cyprinidae
Product: disks large homolog 2-like
Exons: 28
Coding region: 672-3497 (941 amino acids)
Biological process (GO): embryo development; receptor clustering; receptor localization to synapse
Cellular component (GO): basolateral plasma membrane; neuromuscular junction; neuron projection
Molecular function (GO): protein kinase binding; ionotropic glutamate receptor binding
Source: RefSeq, a predicted model, not a curated record
CAGUUUAAGGAUUUAAAAUAAUGCUUGAUCAGCAUAUGUUGACUGAAUCUAAUCCAAGACAAGCCAUGCACUGGAGACCCUUUGUGAUUUGAUGUAUUUAGCCCUUUGGGGCAAAAAACUAGAGGUUAGAUUUAGUUUAGAUAGUCACUGCGCCUUUAAUAUUUGCCAGGACUGUAUGGGUUGUGUUAUGGACAGCGUGAUUGAAUUAUGUUUAUGUAGUUAAACACCAAAUGCAUUUAAGGAAUCAGUAGUUGCACGAAUAUUCCAGCAAAAUAAUCCUCAGAGAGCUCAAUACCGAGAGCAUAUGGACACUGGAGAGCAGUCUUGAUAUUUCUUAUGGACUCGUACACACCAAGGUGCACUCGAUCACUAUCCAAUCUUUCUAUCGGAUUAUGGAUUUAUUUCUCAUGUGCGACAGUCAUGCGCUCAGCAUGCGUUUUCUUCUGCAAGAUGUUUCAGCGCGUGUCUCUUCCUGAUUAACUUGACAAUUACAAGCAACGACCCGAGAGCUGCCAUUCUGUUCGCUUUUACAUCUACAUCAACGAAAUGAGUAGGAACUUGCUGCUUUAGCAGGUGACACUUUCUCAAAAACACUGACAGCAGAUGAGGGCGAAACUUUUGUGUUGCUGUUUCCAUGCGUGACAAUCCCACAAGGACAUAAAGGAGUAAUUAUGCCCUUAAGAAAACGAGACACAGCCAGGGCAAUAUGCCUCCUGGAGGACUACUGCUCCAAACUGAAGAAACCAGAGGAACAACAGCUCAAAACUGCCAUCUUAAGAGUCAUGGGCAUUUUCAAAAGCAGUCUUUUCCAGGCUCUCGUAGACAUCCAGGAGUUUUAUGAACUGACCCUGCUGAACUCUCAGAAGAGCUGUGAGCAGAAGCUGGUGGAGGUGAAUCACAUGGCUGAGCAGUGGAAACAAACUGCCACCAACUCAACCUCACCCACAGAGGGUCCGCAGCCAGCCUCCAUACCGCCAGAGCUGAGAGAAGAGAGUCACAUGGAGCUGACAGUUGAGGAGCCUGCCGCAGGAAGCACCGAUACAGAGAACAGGCCUCCGGCAGUACAGGGCUCCCAGCAACAAAGCCAAUCUCCAGCAUGUAUGAACCCAGCCCUGAUGAGCUCCCCUUGGUACCGGUAUCAGGAUGAAGAUUCCCCUCCUCCGGAUCAUGGCUUUCCUCGGCUCACCAAUGAAGUUCGAGCCCCAGAGCUGGUGCACGUAUCGGAGAAGAACCUCUCAGAAAUUGAGAAUGUGCAUGGCUACGUUUCCCACACUCACAUUUCACCACUUAAGCCUGCGCUGGUUACCCGUUUUGAUCUAACAUACCCGGGGGUGACCGCAGCAAACUACCUGGCAAGUCCUGCCCCAAUUAUUGUCAACACGGACACUUUGGAAUCUGUACCAUACGUAAAUGGGACAGAAAUUGAAUAUGAAUUUGAAGAGAUUACAUUAGAGCGGGGUAACUCAGGGUUGGGGUUUAGUAUAGCAGGUGGAACAGAUAACCCUCACAUCGGCGAUGAUCCUGGGAUCUUCAUCACAAAGAUCAUCCCUGGAGGAGCGGCGGCUGAAGAUGGCAGACUCAGAGUGAAUGACUGUAUUUUGCGUGUGAACGACGCAGAUGUCUCGGAGGUGUCUCACAGUAAGGCAGUGGAGGCUCUGAAAGCGGCCGGAUCGAUUGUGAGGCUCUAUGUGCGCAGGAGGAGACCAAUGCUGGAAACCGUCACCGAAAUCAAACUCAUAAAAGGACCAAAAGGGCUUGGCUUCAGUAUUGCAGGUGGUGUGGGAAACCAGCACAUCCCGAGUGAUAACACAUUCUCACCCGCUAUGGAAAAUCAUAUCUCUUCCCCUGGUAAUAACGGCACUCUGGAAUAUAAGUCCAGUCUUCCGCCCAUCUCCCCUGGCCGAUAUUCCCCCCUGCCCAAGCACUUGCUGGGGGAAGAGGACAUUAACAGUACCCCCUCUCCCCAUCUCUACUCCCCCGUGGAGUUUGAUAAAAGCCCCAUGCACUCAAUCCCCCACUUCCCUCACUAUCACGUAGGCCUGCUCCCUGACGCCGAGAUCACCAGGGAGCCCAGGAAGAUCGUUCUGCACAAGGGCUCGACUGGACUGGGCUUCAACAUCGUAGGAGGAGAAGAUGGAGAAGGCAUUUUCGUCUCCUUCAUACUUGCAGGAGGGCCCGCGGAUCUCAGCGGAGAGCUGCGUAGAGGAGACCAGAUCCUAUCCGUUAAUGGAAUCGAUCUGCGAGGUGCCACUCAUGAACAAGCUGCAGCUGCGCUGAAAGGAGCGGGUCAGACGGUAACCAUCAUCGCCCAAUACCGGCCCGAGGAACUUGCCCUGUGCUCCCCACGCCGGGCCCCGCCACCAACUGCAGAAUACGGGCGUUUCGAGGCCAAGAUUCAUGACUUACGAGAGCAGAUGAUGAACCACAGCAUGAGUUCUGGGUCGGGAUCCCUCAGAACCAAUCAAAAACGGUCGCUCUAUGUCAGGGCUCUGUUUGACUAUGAGAGGGCAAAGGAUAGUGGUCUUCCCAGUCAGGGUCUCAGUUUCCGAUAUGGAGACAUUCUCCAUGUUAUCAAUGCAUCUGAUGAUGAGUGGUGGCAGGCCAGGAGAGUGACGCUCGAAGGGGACAGUGAGGAGAUGGGCGUCAUCCCCAGCAAGAGGAGGGUGGAAAGAAAAGAGAGAGCUCGUCUGAAGACGGUUAAAUUCAACUCAAAACCCGGUAGCCUCGAUUCUAAAGGGUCAUUCAGUGAAAAACGUAGAAAGAACUUCAUCUUUUCACGCAAGUUCCCUUUCUACAAGAACAAGGACGCUGACGAGCAAGACGGCAGUGACUCGGAACGGAGUCAAGAGGAACUGAUUCUCUCAUAUGAGCCCGUCAUCAGACAAGAGAUUAAUUAUGCCAGACCGGUUAUAAUCUUGGGGCCCAUGAAGGAUAGAAUCAACGAUGACCUCAUUUCCGAGUUUCCGGACAAGUUUGGAUCAUGUGUGCCACCGGCUAACAGUUCUGAUCAAGAAGAUACUACCAGACCAAAGCGGGAUUAUGAAGUGGAUGGGAGAGAUUAUCACUUUGUGUCCUCACGAGAGCAGAUGGAGAAAGACAUCCAAGAGCACAAGUUCAUCGAGGCUGGACAGUACAAUGACAAUCUGUAUGGAACCAGUGUACAGUCUGUCAAAUAUGUGGCUGAGAGGGGAAAGCACUGCAUACUUGACGUGUCUGGGAAUGCGAUAAAACGACUACAAGUAGCACAACUCUACCCCAUUGCCAUCUUUAUAAAGCCUAGAUCCAUCGAGUCCUUAAUGGAGAUGAAUAAGAGGUUGACGGAGGAACAGGCCAAAAAGACGUACGACCGUGCCAUGAAACUGGAGCAGGAGUUUGGCGAGUAUUUCUCAGCGCUGGUUCAAGGAGACACACUAGAGGACAUUUAUAACCAGUGUAAGAUGGUGAUAGAAGAACAGUCUGGACCUUACAUCUGGAUUCCCUCAAAAGAAAAACUAUAAAAAAAAAUCACCUUACCCUGGCAGGGACCUUGGACUGGAGAAAAAAAACACACAUAGGAAUAAUUUGUAAUAUAAUAUAAAUUAUUAUUAUGGCAAUGUUUAUUGUUAUCUCUUACAGUGUUUUUUUCCAGUUUGUUUGUUUGUUUAUUUUACAUUGCAUUUUUCACUUUCAAUAUGAAUGUUCCUGAAUGUACGCCACAAAGUGUUAGAAGCAUUUUUGGUCUCAACAAAAAAUAUUUAUUGGUUAGCAUUUUAAUUUAAAGAAAAAAAGGAAACCAAAUUUAGCGCUGAGUAUUCUUCUUCAAACAAUCUUCGGUUGGGAUUUCGAGCAAAAGGUCAGAGUAGGUCAGAUCAUCACGGAUGAUUUCCACACCCCAUCACCACCUCCAAGAAAACAAAAAUCUAUGUUGAUAUCAGCUUGCUUCACUUUUCACCCAAUCGGUUGGUUUCACACAUCUCAUUUCACAAACUCUCUAGCAUCUGUGCACUCCUGUGGCUAACAGCACACACACAUUGAUUGUGUUGCUUUUCGUUGUAUUAUUUUGUUAAUUUUGUUUUGUACAGACUUGUUUGUUUUGAAAGAUUUCGUUCCAAUUGUACGUUAUUUCUAAUGGAUCCUUUCAGAAAAGAAUCUUGUGAUUUUAAGAUGCUUUAGUUAAUGUAAAUGGAUAAGGGGAUUCAACUAGCUUUAGGAAAUAUGACACUAUAUUUUGCUAUUUAUAUUGAUAGAGGACACAACAGCACAGAAAAUAUUUAUAAAGAUGGUAUAUAACUUUGUCUAAAAAUCAUUUUGGAAAAGAGAUUUUACUGGUACUGGUGUAUCAUAUUGCGUCGUCGCUGUUGUGUUGGUGAGAAUGAAAGGUAAUGAGCGCAUGUUUUCCCUGAACAAAACUCCCCCUUAUCCAUCCAGUUCCGGAAUCCGCUAAUUCUAAACCGACAAGAGUUCUGAAAUUCUUGGAACUCAACUUUAAUUGGCUGAGGAUUCUACUGAAUGGGAAUUGAGUGUGUUUCAGCUGUGUUCAGAUAACAGGAAGGAGCCUGAUGUUUGCGAAUCAUUCGUUGAAGUGUUGUUCGGCCUCCCUUGAGCACCCUCUAAAGUGUUUACAGUACCUCAACUAGAAAUGAGGGCCAAAGGGACAAGGUCUGCAAGAGGUCUUGCUUUUCUAUAAAUGUGUAGUGGAUCAUUUUAGUUUUUUUUUUUCAUUUUGGCAUGCACUUAUGAACAUGACCUUGGCUUCCUGUCCACACAUUCAUGCCGCAUACUUAUGUCAUUUGUGCCCUUUCCAUGUAUAGUUGAGAGAUAUUCCCGUCCUUGUACAUUAAUUGUAAAGCUCUCACCAUUUGUGGAAACUACAAAUGCCAAAAGCCAUUGACUCUGCUCACUCGUUUCAAAUGCGGUGGGAAUUAUUUGUUGCAAUAUUUAUUGGGAGAUGAUACAGCACGGUUCUGUGGCAAGAGUCUUUUGACCUACUGGUCACCACUUGCCUUAAAAAAAAGGGAAGAGGCUUUUUGGGCCAAAUAGAAAUUUUUUACACUUUCUUGAAGACUGAGCACUUUUGUACAUUUGAGAAAUUAUUCACAGAUUGUGUUCAACCAGAUGGUGGACACAGAGGGGGAUUUUCAGAAGAGGGAAACUGAAUAUCACAGUGAAGCUCUUAAUGGUGUAAUAUGAAACUUCUUUGAAUAACAAUAGAUCCUGUAUAUGUUAUUACGACAGUGUAAACCAUGGAUGGCAACAGUGACUUGAUCAAUCAGAAUAUAAAUUGAACAUUUUAAAUGCUGUGAAAUAAUUUUUUCUCUUCUAAACGUGCAGUUUUUUCUCCUUAUUCAAUGUGCUUGUGAUUGAUCAUCUGUAGCAUAUCAUUUUAUUAAUUUAGUAAUGCAGACAAUGGAUCAUGAAAGUAUCUCACAGGAUUUUGUGUACCCUUUUUGUUACGAAUAUUUGCAUUUAAAUCUGUUGGUAUUAUUCGGUAAUCAAAAGUGAAUCUCAAAUGAUGCUGUAGCUUUAGUGAAAAUCAAAACCCUGCAGUUUGUACGCACUUGAACGAGGGUUUUCGGAGCCUUAUGGUGCUCAUAGUCUGAUUUGGUCCAUUAAUUCCAAGUGAAUGUUCAGCUUAGUCAAAUGUGCUGAAAUGGGGUUGUUUUUGUCUCAGGGUUGCCAGAUAGGGCUUAAUCACUGAUAUUAAACCUUCGGAUCAGAGUGCAUCUGUUUACCAUUCAAAUCUCAAAUGUUUUAUUCCUGAUACCUGCGUUGCAUUUAGUCUAUUCCUUUGUUCUGGAGCGUCUGUGUCUGA